Messenger RNA from Helicoverpa zea (corn earworm), 1212 nucleotides. RefSeq names its product trypsin, alkaline B-like. Lineage: Eukaryota; Metazoa; Arthropoda; Insecta; Lepidoptera; Noctuidae. Gene Ontology annotation, molecular function: serine-type endopeptidase activity. Bases 234 to 1184 code for a protein of 316 amino acids. Gene Ontology annotation, biological process: proteolysis. The transcript has 3 exons. The record is from RefSeq and is a predicted model, not a curated record.
UUCAGACAUUCGUAUUUAUAUAUCCGAAUUUACACUUCAUUUAUAUCAUUAAGGUGUUCAGGUGCUCUCCUGUUUCAUUCCAUAAAGAAUAUUUCCAUGUGCUGGCCGAUCUCAUUUGUCGGCUGUGGCAUAAAUAAUUUGAAGCGAGUGACAAACGUCAGCGGGUGACAAGCAGUGCUCGCUAGCAUUUGCUGAAGAGGAUGCGUGGGGCAGCAAGUGCGAGGCGCUAAGCGAUGCUAGCGGUGCUGGUGUUGGCGUGGCUGGCGGGCGCGGGCGCGGCCCGGAACGGCAGUCGCUAUGCGUUCUACCGCAGCAUGGAGCGGGGCGGGCGCGGCGCGGGCGAGACGCGGCGCGUGUUCGGCGGCGCGGCCACCACGCUGGGCGCCUACCCCGCGGCCUGCGUGCUGCUGGACCGCUACUGGACGGCGCGCUGCUCCGCGGCCGUGGUGGCGCCGCGCUGGGCGCUCACGGCGGCGCACUGCGUCUCGCCGCACAUCGCCUACGUCAAGUACAACGCGCGCCGCCCCUCCUCUCCAGAGGGCGACGUCUCCGCCGUGCACUACCUCUACCGGCACCCGGGGUACCAGGUGGUGCAGGAGGACGAGGGCCGCGGCGUGGACGUGACGCUGCUGCACCACGACGUGGGGCUGGUGCGCACGCGCAGCGACAUGAGCCUCGCCUCCGCGCCCAAGCUCGACCCUAUGGCCGCCAUGCGCCUCUAUAACCCCGUCGACUUGAAGAACGAGGAAGUACAGGUGCUGGGCUACGGGCGCACGGAGAAGUCGUCGCUGGGUGAGGAGCUGUUCGAGGUGCGGCUGCGGCUGGUGUGGUGCGAGCGCGGCGCGUGGUUCCACUGCGUGUGCGGCGUGGGCGGCGCGCGGGCGGGCAGCAGCGCGCGCGGCGUGUGCUCGGGCGACUCGGGCGGGCCCGUGCUGUACCGCGGCGCGCAGGUGGCCGUCACCUCCAUGGGCCCGCUCGAGUGCGCCGGCGCGCGCCUCGACCCCGCCGACGGCGCCACCAGCGUCUUCACGGCGCUCUACAACUACGCGGACCUCAUCAACGCCACCAUCUACGACACGGAGGCGGCGCUGCGCAUGCGCAAGAUAGGCGAGAGCGCCGCCACCUCGCCACGACUCGCCGCGCUCGCGCUCGCCGCGCCGCUGCUCGCCUGGCCCGCUCGGUAGGCCGACUCUACGAGUCUGCUCAAACAAU